Molecule: messenger RNA, 996 nt
Organism: Saprolegnia parasitica CBS 223.65
Lineage: Eukaryota; Oomycota; Saprolegniomycetes; Saprolegniales; Saprolegniaceae
Exons: 4
Coding region: 1-996 (331 amino acids)
Source: RefSeq, a predicted model, not a curated record
AUGACCUUUGCCCACGACCUCUCGGCUGUGCCGCUCAUGGUCGCGCCGUCCUCGCGGCGCAAGACCACAUCUGCAUUGCAACAGCGGGGCCGCGGCAAGUCGACGAGUGCGCUCUACGUCGCCCGAGGCGCCGACGUCACCCGCGUCCAGCGCGCACGUUCCUGUGUCCUUCCAGCUGCCCAACAAAACUUUGCCGUCGCGAGCCACUACAACGCGAUAGACCACUCGCUGGUCCUUGCGCACGGCGCUUCGUAUGCGAUUCUAUCGCAAGGGGUGUCGCGCAGCUCGCUCGCGUUUGCCCGCGUCCUCGUCCACGCACUCGAACGCGUCUGUGCUGCGCUAUCCUCGAGCGCGCGCCCUCUGAACGAGGCGACCGUCACAAGUGUUGUCGGCGUCGCGAUCGCGUCAGCUCGGACAGCCUUCCGCGGGCACGACAUGGCUGCGGAAGCCUCGCUGAGCGUCGCGUUCGCGCACCCCGAGACGCACAAGCUCUUCGUCUACACGCUCGGCCGCGCCAAGGUGCUCGUCGUCCGGGAUCGCGCCAUCGUCUUCGAGUCGUCGUCGGUCCUCCACGGCUUUCACACCCCCGCGCGCGUGUGUGCAUCACCCGACGCCGAUCCGCAGGUUGGACGCACCGAGGCGUUCCAGCUCGCACCGAACGACACGGCGCUGCUGGUGUCGGCAAGCAUCGCAGACACUCUGUUCGCGGACGAAAUUGCCGCCGCGUCGCCGCGCGAGCUCGUGCACCGGUGCACGCAGCGCACCAUGUCGCUCAUGCCCCACACGACGCCAUUGGCAGCGCGCGCCGCGGCCAUGUACGCGCAGCUCACGCAGCGAGAGAAUGCAGCAGCGACGUCCCGUCCGCUCCUCGGCCGCGCCCACUACGUCGCUCCGUUUGCCCCCAUCGAUUUAUCGCAGAUCCAUGCGCUGGCGACAACGCCCCGCGUCCUCGAUGAUGUCGCGUGCAUUGCGCUCACGCUCCCGGCGAUGCAGUAA